Molecule: messenger RNA, 4083 nt
Organism: Linderina pennispora
Lineage: Eukaryota; Fungi; Kickxellomycota; Kickxellomycetes; Kickxellales; Kickxellaceae
Product: BP28CT-domain-containing protein
Exons: 11
Coding region: 1-4083 (1360 amino acids)
Biological process (GO): maturation of SSU-rRNA from tricistronic rRNA transcript (SSU-rRNA, 5.8S rRNA, LSU-rRNA); positive regulation of transcription by RNA polymerase I
Cellular component (GO): small-subunit processome; 90S preribosome; t-UTP complex
Molecular function (GO): snoRNA binding
Source: RefSeq, a predicted model, not a curated record
AUGGGCUCUGGGCCACGCAGCUUGGCUCAAGGCAAUGCUGCGGCGCGCACUGCAGCCUUGGCCAUUGGUGCCCAGGCAGUCACGAUUCUGGCAGCCAAGGGCAAGGUCGACGAGUGUGUUAUGGCGGCAGCAUCUGUGAUCAAGCCUCUGCUGGCCACCAUGGCAACCGAGACCAGCGCGAAGGCAGUCAAGCUUGACGAUGAUCUGCUGCUCAGCGCUACGUCGAGCCAGGGCUGGACCAACCUGCUGCUUGGCCUGGCGACUGAUAAGAGCGUGACUGGCGCUAGUGUCAGAGUCGCUAUUGGUGCGCUUUCCGUGAUUCUGUCGGUGCUGCCAGAGCUGGUCAAGCUCGCUCCUCACGGAUGGAUUGGCGCUUCCCCAGCUGCUGCUGAUAGCCCGGAGGCCCGGUACCGCGAGUUCCUACGCACCACGUUCAUUGCAGUGGUGUCGCGGCCCAGCGACCUCACCGGAUGCCGACGGUAUCCUGAUCGGCCGCAUGUUGAACCAUCGCAGUGGCUGUCCGACAUCAACGCUGUUGCCCGUUCGCGCUGCCUGCUCUCGUUCCAGGCCCUUGUCAAGCACGCUGCGUCAGGAAAGCCCAAUGCUGUCAAUGACUACCAGACGGUGCUGCCGUCUCUUCUUGUCGCCCUACUUGAUGACGACGCAGGUGUGCGCGGAGCUGCUGCCGCUUGCAUCCAGGCGCUCAAGUCAGUGUACCCUGCGAGCAAGGGCAAAAAGGCACAUCGCAAGAGCAAGGGCGACAAUGCUGAGGCUGAGCAGGACAUCUACAUGUAUGACGAGUUCUACGGCCCCACGUCCGAUAGGCUGCAGUACUUGCCGCUGGACGUUGCGGCAAUGUUUGUGCACCAGCUGGCAUCGCAGUCUGAUGUACUGGCCGAGGACGCGUAUGCAGUCAAGCACCAGUUGGCUGCGAUUCUGAACAAGGGCCAUGUCGGAGGCGAUGCCUCUGUGGCGAAGCUCAACACCAAGGCGCGCGAAAGCGUUGUUGCGUUCCUGCUUGCCCACGUCACUGCUGCUGAUGGUGUUCUGGCGCAGUUCCAGAUCAGCCUUCUGGAGUCUGAUGGGUCUGGCUACGUCGCCGCUGUUUGUGUCGCAGCUGUUCCCGCUGAUUGUCAGCCAUGCCAAGAGCCUGGAGAGCGCGGUGUUAUUGCAGGUGGCUCUGACAAGCACUUUAAUGCUUUGCUCAAGUUCGUCAAGGGCGUGACCAAGAUCCCCAGCUCCAAGUUUGCGGACUGGAGCGCGGAGCUGCGCGCCAAGGCGUAUCUGCAGCAGGUCUCGUUCGAGUGCCUGACAGCCGACUUUGUUGCGUCGUUGGGAUCGCAGCAGGCCCUGGCUGGCAUCACCCAGUGUCUGUUUGACGUGGCGACGCUGGGCAACUCGUACUUUGUGCCGGGGGCUACCAAGGCCACGCUGCGCGAUCUGUUCAGCAAGGUGCCGCUUGACCCGGCCACUGUCGCGGAGAGCCUGGCUGCUAUUGCUGGCAAGAUUUCGCAGGACGACAGCGAUGGAGCCCGUUCGGGCAAGCGUGCGCGCGGAUCGCAAGCCAAGUCGCCGGUGGAUGUGACUGCCGGAGCUGUCAACGCUUCUCGAGUAUGUGCAGUGCUCGGCGCUGCUGUCAGCGAAUCCGAUCCUGGCCCCUGCUCUGUUCUCGCUGCUGUCGGGCUCGGCCGAAUCGCUGGCGGCUCCAGGCCUAAGGAGCUUGUGUCGAUCGACUACCUGAAGCAGCUGGUGCUGACGAUGCUGACGCGUAUCUUUGACGAGGCGAACAAGGCGGGAGCGCUCAUCGAAGAGAGCGUCCCGUCGCUGUUCAGCACCCGCAGGCCGGUGCUUCACCACGUGAUGGCUAUCUUUACGUUCAUGGGUGCCAAUGUGCUGCGUCAGGACGACGAGUACAGCUUCCGUGUCAUCCACCAGACACUGGAGAAGGUGAUUCCGCCGCUGGUCAAGGCAAAGCCCGGCGAGCAGGCUAUCAGCAAGCGCGAGGAGGUUGCCCUGGCGGGUCCGAUCCUGCGCGUGUUUGUUGAUACCCUGUCGCAUAUCCCGCGUCACCGGCGUAUGGCCUUGUUUACGUCGCUUGUCAAGAGUCUGGGCGUCAAGACCAAGGGUGAGGGCUCGUCGAUCGACGACCAGGAGGACAUCUACUCGUUCACGCUGUCGCUGGUGCACGAGUUUGAUGCUUUGCAGCAGCCGAGAAGGAGGCCACCUGCUGACGACAGCGAGCUGGAGUCGGCGGCUGCUGAGCUGUACAUCGACCUGCCGCGUAUGAAUAGCAAGCAGCUGCGCACGUACCGUCUGGUUGUGCUGGACUUUGUACACAAGCUGCUCACCAGCCAGCAGUUCCGGAGCAAGUACCGCGCUACCGACAUCACGCCCGAGGUCAGCCAGCAGCUGUCGUCGGCGGUGUCGACCGUGCUGGAGCUGAUCACCAAGAUGGCCACGCAGUACGGGACAGCUGACGCAGCAGCAGCGCCUGACGACGCAGGCAUCGGACCCCUGAUGGACCGCCGGUCGUUUGUCCAGACCGUCGCCAAGCUCCUGGCCCAGAGCGACUACAAGAUCCGGCGCAAGGUGCUGGCGCUGGCCCACAAGCGCAUCGAGGCAUUCGAUACGCGUCUGUACGAGGCCGACGCCAAGCCGAUCGACGACAUGCUGGAGCUGGUGGGCUCGGUAAUGGAAAUUGUCGACGAGAAGACCGAGGACUCGGCCGAGGGCUUCAGCCAGAAGGAGUUUGUGGCGAACAAGCAGGCGGCGCUUCUGUGCGUGGCAGCCGCGGCCAGACGGCUUGGCUCGCUGCGGCCGGUGGUGUUCACCAAGCUGGUCAAGCGCGUGUCUGGGCCUGAGAGCCUGGAUUCGCCGUACCCCGUUGUCGUGUCGGCGGCGCUGGUCACCGUAGCGGUGCUGUGCAGCGAGCUUGGAUCGCGCCUGAUUCCAAGCCUGCCGAUCUGCGUGCCUGUGGUCGAGGAUAAGGCUGGCGAGUCCGACGACGAGUCCGAGGGCACUGCGCUUGACUCGCUGCACUCGCAGGUACUGGCCAAGGUGGAUGUGCUGCUUACGGCUCUGGCCAAGAACAUCCCGACGCGGCAGCUGCUGCCAGCGCAGUUUGCCUUCUAUCAGAAGGAGGCGUGCAAGCAGGGGCCGGCGGUCAUCGUGCCGUUUGUGCAGUUCGUGGGCAAGACCGGCGGUUCGGUCCAGCGCACGCAGCUGCUGCAGUUCUACAAGCCGCUGUUCAAGUUCUUCCUGUCGGUGUUUGAUCUUGCGCGUAACCCCAGCAUCCCAGUCAUCGAGGCUCGUGCCAUCGAGGACACGACGCUGGAUGCGUUCAUGCGGUUCGUGGUCAAGCUCAGCGAGAAUCUGUUCAAGCCCCUGUUCCUGUCGUUUGUUGACUGGGCCACGACCGAUCCGCUCCUUCUGUCGGCGCCGACGCCUGCACUGUGGUUUGCCAGCGAGGCGCGCCUGCGCGUGUUCUUCCGCGUGCUGAACGUGCUGUUCGACAAGCUCAAGUCCAUCAUCACGCCCUACUACAGCUCGGUUAUUGAUGUUGCCAUCGCGCAGCUCACGCGGUUCGGCGUCGAGGCCGACAGCGUCGAGAUGCAGGACCGCGAGGACCGCGAGGAGAAGCCUGUGCCGAGCAUGCUGUGGCAGGCAAUUGUGCGCUCGGUGUACCAGAGCGCGCUGCACGAUACCAGCGACUUCUGGACCGAGGACACGUUCAACAAGGUGUGCAAGCCGCUGGUUGCGCAGCUUGGCAACACCAAGGUGGCCGAGGGCGACGCCCAGCUGGCGGUCGCUGUCAGCAAUGACGCGAUGUGGAAGCGCAUCAACAUGGACGUGAUGAUGAAGUCCAGGGCCGAUGCGCCGGCUGUGCGUGUCGGCGCGCUGAUUGUGCAGCAGGCGUUCUACGACAAGCUCGGCGAGGAGUUCCUGAUCCUGCUGCCCGAGACCAUCCCGUAUCUGGCGGAGCUUCUGGAGGACGACGACCACCGUGUCGAGCGGGCUACCCAGGAGACCAUCAAGACCAUCGAGUCGUAUCUGGGCGAGUCUCUGCAGUCGUACCUGCGCUAA